Molecule: messenger RNA, 1319 nt
Organism: Phlebotomus papatasi
Lineage: Eukaryota; Metazoa; Arthropoda; Insecta; Diptera; Psychodidae
Product: retinol dehydrogenase 11-like
Exons: 4
Coding region: 123-1145 (340 amino acids)
Source: RefSeq, a predicted model, not a curated record
UUUUCGUUUUUUUAUCUUUCAAAAUGUUAACAUAUUUUGAGGGAGAGAUAGACGUAUUUUAGUUGUUUGUUUCAUUUUAUUUUUCGGCAAAUCAUUCGUAUUCAGAUCGUGGUGGCAGUGAAAUGGAUUUAUUUAGCAAUUUUACUGAACAAAUUUCUCUCCUGACCGAAAAAGUUCCCCUAGAGAAUUAUAUUUUUGGAGCUGCAGCUAUCGCAAUGUGUUUCUACUGCUGUAAGAGGUAUUUUGAAGGUGGUCAGUUCCAAAAGGAUCAUCUGAAAAUGGACGGAAAAGUGGUCAUAAUUACUGGAGCUAAUACAGGAAUUGGGAAGGAGACAGCCCUCGAUUUGGCCAGAAGAAAUGCCAAGAUUUAUCUGGCAUGUCGUGACUACGAUCGCUGUGAAUUAGCUCGUAAGGAAAUUGUCCAAGCAACAGGGAACACAAAAAUCUACAAUAGACACCUUGAUCUUAAUACUCUGGAUUCUGUCCGGGAAUUUAUUAAAGAGUUUUCUAAGGAAGAGAAGCAUCUGGACGUGCUGAUCAACAACGCUGGAGUACUCUAUCUUCCACACUCGAUAACUAAAGAUGGUUGUGAAACUACCCUCCAGGUCAAUCAUUUAAGUCAUUUUCUCUUAUCUCAUCUUCUGCUUGAUCAUCUUAAGAGGGCUCCUCAAGGAAGGAUCGUGAAUGUGUCUAGCAUUGGUUACGUUUCUGGAAAAAUUAAAAAGGACGAUCUUCAUCUACAGAAGAAAUUUGAUAAGAUGCAGGCUUAUUAUAAUUCAAAACUUGCUCAAGUCCUUACAACGCAAAGAUUUGCUAAAGAAUUGAAAGGAACCAAUGUUACUGUCAAUAGUCUGCAUCCUGGAGUUAUUAAGACAGACAUUGGAAGAAAUGUCCCAAAGGCUCUUAUGUGGGUAUUUUCAGUUUUUACAAUUUUUACUAAAUCCGUCAAAUCAGGAGCUCAAACGACGAUUCGUUUAGCUGUUGAUCCUGAUUUAUCAACGGUUUCUGGGAAAUACUUCAGUGACUGUGAAGAAGUUCCAGACAAGAAAUUGAAAGGACAAGGAAGAGAUGAAGAUAUUAGAGAUUUUAUCUGGAACGAGAGUAUUCGCCUGGCCAAAAUUCGAAGUGAUUUCCGUUACAAAUAAUUUUAUACGAUUUAUAAUUGUAUUUAAAUAUGGGUACAGUGAAAUUUUAUGAAAAGUCAACAAGGAUUGAAGAAUGUAUUUUCAAAUCAGACUAGAGUUAAAGGAAUACCUAUAUUGGUACUUUAAGAAUUUGUCUUAUGAUGACCCAUAGGAAGUUUUUUGGUACUAUUUGGG